Messenger RNA from Myzus persicae (green peach aphid), 642 nucleotides. It is a transcript of the gene Trs20, whose product is annotated as trafficking protein particle complex subunit 2. The coding region runs from base 141 to 560 and encodes 139 amino acids. The transcript has 3 exons. The record is from RefSeq and is a predicted model, not a curated record. NCBI's taxonomy places the organism in Eukaryota, Metazoa, Arthropoda, Insecta, Hemiptera, Aphididae. Gene Ontology annotation, biological process: endoplasmic reticulum to Golgi vesicle-mediated transport. Gene Ontology annotation, cellular component: cytoplasm; TRAPP complex; nucleus.
AUUCUUAAUCUUAAAUACUUAAUUAAAUAUUAUAAAGAAUAUUAUAAUAGCAAAUACUCUAUAUAGAGUAUUUGAUAAUAGUUAAUAUAUUCUUAUAUAAGUAACAGUGCAUUUAUUCUUAUGUGUUUGUAUUAACUAACAUGACAGGAUUUUAUUACUUCGUAAUUGUCGGACAUGGUGACAAUCCUAUAUUUGAAAUGGAGUUCAUGUCUAGCAAAGAAGUAAAAAAAGAAGAUCAUAGCCAUUUAAACCAAUUUAUAGCCCACGCUGCAUUAGAUCUGGUUGAUGAAUUAAUGUGGAAGUCUACAUCUAUGUAUUUAAAAACGGUUGAUCGCUUCAAUCAUUGGACAGUAUCAGCUUUUGUUACAGCUAGUCGAAUGAGAUUUAUUAUUGUACAUGACUCUAAAAACGAUGAGGGCAUAAAAAAUUUUUUCACCGAAGUAUAUGAAAUGUUUAUAAAGUAUGUGAUGAACCCAUUCUAUAAGCUAAACAUGCCAAUCAAAUGUGGAUCGUUUGAUAAAAAAGUACAAUUCUAUGGUCGUAAAUAUUUAGUCAACUAGUAUUUUAUAAAUUUAUAAUAGAUAUAUUUAUAAUUGUGAUCUUUAUUUUUUCAUGUCAAAAUAUAAACUAAUUUAUUCUUUA